This is a messenger RNA of Strongylus vulgaris, 465 nucleotides long. NCBI's taxonomy places the organism in Eukaryota, Metazoa, Nematoda, Chromadorea, Rhabditida, Strongylidae. The record is from the annotation of a GenBank genome assembly.
AUGGAUCCACAAAAUGGUGAAAUUUCACGUGCUAUGCGGAAUAGAAGUGUAGAAAUAUAUGUGAGUGAAGAACAGCAAUGGUACAAGCAUCCUUUGGAUGUGGCGACUGUGAUGUCGUCUCCAACGAAACACGUACCUCUUGAGGUCUCAAAAGCACUUUGUUCACUGUCUGCGGAGAAACAAUUGCACUUUGGUGCCCUGCUCAGUGAAUUGUCAGUGCCAGAAGCAUGUCGGAUGUUUGGUUUGAAAAACAUCGAUAGCAUGGUUGACACCCAGAAUAUCACUUUUGCUCCUUUUGAAAGGGAGAUAGGGACUGAGAGUUAUGAUUUGUGGUUAGCUAAAAUAUGGAAGGAGUGUAGCGGAACCGAUACCUCUUGUGCACUACUACUUGCAUUGCUAUCGACUUCAACAGCAGCGCUGAGAAAUAAUCUGUUUCAACGCGUUUUUGGCGAUAAUGGUGAGUGA